Messenger RNA from Pocillopora damicornis (cauliflower coral), 522 nucleotides. RefSeq names its product TNF receptor-associated factor 5-like. Gene Ontology annotation, cellular component: plasma membrane signaling receptor complex. Gene Ontology annotation, biological process: regulation of canonical NF-kappaB signal transduction. The record is from RefSeq and is a predicted model, not a curated record. Gene Ontology annotation, molecular function: zinc ion binding; ubiquitin protein ligase binding; tumor necrosis factor receptor binding. NCBI's taxonomy places the organism in Eukaryota, Metazoa, Cnidaria, Anthozoa, Scleractinia, Pocilloporidae.
AUGGCGGCUGACCAGAAAAUUCCAGAACUUGGCGGCUAUGAUUUUGAGUUUACAAAUGUAGUUUCCGAUGAUUUUGAAUGCCCUGUGUGUCAGUUAACAAUGAAAGAUCCCAUACAGAUUGGAGGAUGCGGCCAUAGACUUUGUAACACCUGCUUGGGGAGCUUGUUGAGGAGCCAUUCUCCAAAAUGUCCAGUAGACAGAGAGCCUCUUUCACGUAAUAAGAUAUUUCCAGAUGUCGCUUGUCAUCGCAAAAUUCUGGAUCUCAAGGUGAAAUGUUCUGAUGUUGGGUGUCCUUGGACGGGAGAACUCCGAGCUGUGCAGAAACAUCAGUCAGAAUGCCUGUUCAAAGUGGUGGAGUGUCCAAAUGAAGGAUGUAAAAAGAAGCUCACCAGGCGAGAUAUAAACAAUCACAAGAUAACGGAAUGUGUCUGGAGGGAAGUUAGUUGUGAAUAUUGUCGAGGAUCUUUUAUCGUGAAAAACAAGCAGCAACAUCAUAACGUCUGUCAAAAGUUUCCGGUUCAA